UAAGGACGAGCUAGUUCCCCGCCCUCACGCAAGGAGGCGGUCGCUCGCUCGCUCGCUCGGUCUAUCGUUCGUCGAUCUGUCAGUUUCUCGCCGUGGCCUGACGGAGGACUGAAAUAAAAAACAACAAAAAACGCUUACGUGUUGCUAAUUAGGGAAAGCCUUGAGGAAAAUGUAGAACGUUUUAAUUCUAGUUGAGAAAAGGACGCUGGAAAAAUAUAUUGUAACAACUGUUUUCUGUUACUCAGUCGGCCAAUAAAUGGAUGUAUUCCGGAUGAUCGGAAGGAUGGUUGGGCAUCCUAUAAUAGCAUCCAUCCUUGCUCGAGGAUGUCUUCCUCGUUAAGGAGACGCCUUCGUCCCUUACAGUUGGCUAGGUGUACAUGAAAGGAUUUUUUUUUUUUAUUUGACAGGUGUUGGAUCCCUCAAACAGCUUUUGGAUUUUGAGAACUUUAUAUAUAUUUCUUUUAUGUCUGAUACCACGUCAUGCUGAAUAAGCUACGAAAGCCACGCCAUAUACCCGUACCCAGGCUGGAAAGGCAAAAAGUGAAAAUGACCAGCGCGCUCCUUCUGAAGGAAAUCAAUAACUACACUUAUAACUCGUCUCGUAUCAAACUAUUUCAAUAAAAGUUUUUGACGCUACGCGUUUUCCGUUAAAAAACAGCAAAUAUAAAAAAGUGCGUAAACUUAAUUUCAGAGCGUCUGAGAACUUUUUUAAAAAGUUUUUGUAUUCUAUUUUUUUAAGUUCGUUGAUGAUAGAUAAUUGUUAACCUCUACUUGAUGGUUAGAUAUUUAAAAGCCGAAACUCUUUUCUGAUAAUAAUUAGAGACACAAUGACAAACUGGAACAAGUGACGUUGUUACUUAUAAAGAUGAAGUGUUAUUCCAUACACUGGCUAAGGUAAAACAUAUCUCAAGAGUGACCAUUAGUUUCAAUGGUAAACUAAAAAGAUGGCUGAAGACUUACUUGCUCGAGUUUGGAAGUUAUUUUGACAAUAGAAAAGCUAAAUAGAUUUUAUGUAAAUUUUGAAGCCAAUGGUAUACCACAAAAAUUUCUUAGUUAAAAAAAUUUAACAUUAAACUAUAAAGAUGGGUGACAACCUAAUGGCUAAUGUUUUAAAGUUACUUUGAAAAGAAAUAAAUACUUUCUAGGCUGAUUGUGAAGUUCACAGUGCACCAUAUAGCUUUCUCGGCCAAAGGAAAAUAAAAAAAAAUAAAAACUUAUGAGGGUAAACAACAAUGGGAAAGAGUCACCAGAAUCAGUACUUCGCCAGAAAGACUUUAAAUCUGAACACCGAAGUCGUGAUCGAAUGUCCCGUCGACAGCAAAUGGACAAGGAAGCCUGAAGGCCGUUCUUGGAGAAGCAAGACUGAAGCCUGUUCUUGGAAAAGCAAGCCAGAAGCCUGUUCUUGGAGGAGUAAGUCUGAAGCCUGUUCUUGGAGGAGCAAGCCUGAAGCCUGUUCUUGGAGCGACAAAAGGAGUAAGAUGAAAUUAGGACCCACGAACUGCGGCAGAGACGCUGCUAAUGUCUGUCGGGAGAGGCGCUGCGACCACAGACAUCGCGUGUCCCACAGACACCCGCUUCUGUCGCCUUGUCUCCUGCUCUCCUUGGUGCUCUUCCAGACAUGCGCAGCCAUUGGCGACAACGAUCCAGAACCCAAAUUCGCCACCUCGCUGAAAAACCUGACUGUGACGGCAGGUAGAGAAGCCAAACUUUCCUGUCACGUAGAAAACUUGGGAGAGUACAAGAUCGCGUGGACCCACUACAGAAAGACGGGCGGCGGCGCUGUUCUGGCGGUGGAUCUGGUGGUGAUUACGAGGAACCAUCGCAUAUCAGUAGUGAGAGAGAGAGGCGGAAUGUCCCUCAUCAUUUCUAAUGUCACCGUCGAAGACCAGGGAAGUUACAGCUGCCAGGUGUCGACGUCUCCGCCAAAGAAAAUAUUUGGAUAUCUCUCUGUCAACGUACCCCCAAGCAUUACCAGCCCACCCAGUGACGUCACGGUGUCUCAAGGGGAUGACGUCACUCUCGAAUGUGGUGCGACGGGUGACCCGGAGCCUAAUCUCACCUGGAGAAGGGAGGAUGGGACAGCGUUCUCCUUGAAUCAUUCCAAAGUGACGGAGGCUCCAGGCCCGAGACUCACCCUUCUGUCUUUGAGUCGCAACGACGGUGGUGCUUUCCUCUGCGUGGCCUCGAACGGAGUGCCGCCUGCGGUGUCCGCGCGGGUUCAAGUUUUCGUCAAAUAUGCUCCCGUGAUGGACGGAGGACGCACCGACGUCGUCUACGCGAGAGUUGGGGAGAAGUCCCUCCUCAUCUGCAGAUACAAAGCCUGGCCGAGGCCCGUCGUCAUGUGGUCGAAGGAUGAUGUGGUCAUCAACGACACGCUGGAGGACUUCGGGGCUCAGGGCAACGGGACCUCCACCCUCGUCCUGAACCAGGUGGAGCCGGAACAUUUCGCGCACUACCGAUGCAACGUCAGAAAUGCCCUCGGACAGAACGCAACCACGAUCAUUCUCGUUGAGAAAAAGACCACAACCACGACAACAACCACAUCCACCACCACAACCACAACCACCACUACAACCACCACAACGACAGCACCCCAUGUGGACACGAAUAAUAAGUAUUACUACGACGUCCACCUUGAGAAAGCGCUCGAGAAGAAAAAGAUUUGGGGGUCGCCUACAUCUUCCUCCUCAUUGCAGCGUAAGUAA
Molecule: messenger RNA, 2705 nt
Organism: Macrobrachium nipponense
Lineage: Eukaryota; Metazoa; Arthropoda; Malacostraca; Decapoda; Palaemonidae
Product: limbic system-associated membrane protein-like
Cellular component (GO): neuron projection
Source: RefSeq, a predicted model, not a curated record